AUUUUGCCGUCGCUCUUGGUGUCCUCGAUCCUUUUCCACUUCUGCCCUGUCUCAGUCCCUGACCUCCUUCCACUUGACCUCUUAGCUCGCUGCAGCCACAUUUCUCGAUGAACAAUCCAAACGCACCUCCUCUGCAAUCGCAUUACUAUCCGGCCAGCAACCCGUCGGCCUCCUGGCAGCCCCGAUCCUCGGCCGGUCCGCCGUCGUCUUCAUCGCCGUCGGCAGCAUCGUCGUCAGCACUGCCAUAUCCGCAUCAACAACGACCCCUGAUCCCGCCUGAGUACCAACCGGACUUUCAACAUGAAUAUCAAUCCGAAUUCCAGCCCGAGUUCCAGUCCGGCUUUCAGCGCAUACCGAGCCAAGGCUUCUCGUCGCUCCCGAUACCGCAACGGGAGCCCAUGUCGCCACUGCCUCGGCGGGACCCAUCGAGGCUCUCGUCGUCGACCCCGUUCCAACCGGCCCUUCCGUCUCCGUCUGGAUCGUGGCCGUCCUUGCCAGGGCGAGCCCCUGGCCUCAACCUCCCGGCCCAGUCCGAUCUCUACUCGGCCCCGCCGACCUUCCUCCCGAGACCGCCGUUUUCGGCUUCCAAGCCGCUGCCGGCCCCGACGCACCACCCUUUCGUCAUCCAGCCGCCGCCGCCGCCGCCUCCCUCGUCGCUGGCACCAUCGCUGCUCUCGGAUCGGCUGUCGUCGCAAUUCCCUGUGUCUGGCCCACUGCCGGGGCUCGAUCCGGCCCCCGUGCUGCUGUCGACCCAGGCGGCCCCAACGCAGUUGUGGGCUCCUUCCGAUGCACCGCCGUCCGUCCUCGUGCCAAAUUCGGAUCCAGCGCGAGGAUUCGCAGGACCACUUGCAGGGCCGCUUGCGGGACCACUUGCAGGGCCACUUGCAGGGCUCCAGAGAACGGCCUAUCCAGAGUACUACUUUUACGCCAACAGCGAUGGGUCGUCAAGCCAAGACUCGUUCUCCCUCUCUCUCAGCUCGCAGUUCCGCUACGAGCAGAGCCCGUCCUUCCCACUGAGCCUUACCAGCCAGCAGUUCUUUGAAACCCUUGGCAUCAAGUACCCUGAACAAGAGCCCACCCACAGCACAACUCUGCUCGCCUCCGACCAGCCCGCGAAAUCGAGCCACCCCGUCACCGCUGCCGCCUUUGCCGAUCUCCGCUCACCGGUACCCCAGCUGCUUGGCGCUAAUCCCUUUGGCUUGGGCCAGGCUUCGCCAUCGAGCCAUAUGCUUGCUGGCUCGUCCAGCUUCAACUCAGCCACAGAUCCGAAUGCCGCCAACGAGCCGCAGCCUGAUGGACUCGAUCCGACCGCCGGCCUCGUUGGCAAGCGCAAGCGCUGGGACCAUCUCAUGGCCUCGGCUCCAGAGUCAUCGCCCAAUCCCUCGGGCUCGACCUUGACAUCGGUGUCGGACUCGCCCAAGGGUUUGGACCUCGACGACCUUUCCAAAAAGAAGGGCAAGCUCGAGGAGGUGCUGGCGUGCAAGUCAUGUUCUGUCCAACGCAUCACCCUGACAUUCCACGGGCAGAUCCAGCAUCUGUCCCCAACGGUCGUCCGUGAUUUUUCGUGCUUCAUCUGCACCACCGAGUCACAAAAGUCGCAGCCGGAGGGUGCCGCCUCGGAGCAUGGCGACCGGGGAGACGAGCAAGCUUCGUCCUCGGGUACGGUGGUCCUGUCCGCCGGUCUCCUGGCUAUGCGCACCAAGCGUGCCCGAAUGGCGCCCUUCUCGCCGGACCAACCGCAGCUGAUCGACUGCCAUGUCUGCAAGCAGUCCAUCGGCACAGGUGUUGCCGCCAUCAACCUGAACGAAAAGCAUGCCGAGUACGGCGUUGAGUCGGUCUGCGCCGUCUGCCAGAAAAAGUACCAGUUUUGCACCAACUGCGGCGGCGGUGGAUACUGGCGAACGGGCAAGUGGCGGCCGAUCGAGCUGUUCGGCAACGGCCGCCGGACCUGCCGGCUGCCGCACGACCGAGUCGGCGAGCUGAACUCAGUCGAGUACCGGACACUGCACCUGCCGCUGGUCGCAGAGAGCUCGUCCACCUUCAACUCGGACGGAUACUCGUUCGUACCUGUGACAAUGUCGCAAGGGCAGAUCCAGGCCCUGAUCGACCAGAUGCGGUGUCUGUGGGUCGACAUGUGGUACAUGAAGCUCGGGCAGUCGCGCGUGAUGGAGCAUUUUGACGACUUUUCGAGCUUUGAGAAACUCAGCCACCGCAUCGAGACCCUCUGGAGCCACGACAUUCUGCCGAUGCUGACGGCCACCAAGCCCCACCGCAAGAACUAUUUGACGCUAGGCUUCAUCCCUGAGAUCAAGUCGCGCAAGCAAAAGUACCGGGCCGAGAAGGCGCGCCGUGAGAACCCGGCAGCCGCAGCGCUCAAGCGGAUGCAAGAUUCCGCCGCCGCUCGAUCCUCAGAGAGGGCCAUCGGAGCCUUUUGCACGGGCACCUGGCGCCAGCUCGAGGGCACCUUCCAGCUGACCCACCGCAUCGACCGGCGCCACGACGACCCCGGAGGUGUCAUGAUCCCGCUGGUCUACCGCAUGAUCAAGCAAUUUCUGCAGGAUGAGGCCCAGGCACGCAGUUCUGGAUUCAUCUUUCCACCGUGCCGGUAUGCCUGGUUCAUGAGCCGCAAGCCGUCCGACCGGACCACGACCGCCCACGACGACAUUGGCUCUCCCCUGACCGUCGACAGCGACCUCUCCGAAAACACCAUCACCAAGACCUAUGUGGACCCCUAUCGCAUCCAGCUGCGUCGCCAGGGCUUUGUGCCGCUGCAAGAGUAUCGCAAGGAUCACCCCGAGAUUGAUUCGUACAACUUCGAGGAUCCCAUCAGCUUCCCGCAGGAUAUCGCCCACAACUUUGACAUCUUCAUCAUCGAGAUGCCCCGAUACGUCGAGUUCCUCAGCACCGCAGCCUCCCGGAUGUAGAGCGUGUAUCUCCAUCUCCCCCCCCCUCAGCGAGAUGCCGCUCACCAACUCCCAUGGAGACGCUUCCCGUAACCCCUUGCUUCUGCGCAGGCCUCUGGAAUGCACAAGCGCAAAGGACAACUUCCAUUUCUGCCCUCUAUGGCUCCAGCUCGCCACCUCUAUGUAUAUUUGCUUUGCCCGCUGCUACGUGCUAUUUAUUGGUGACGCUCGGCUACGCGACCCGGGCCAUGGAUCGAACUC
Polychytrium aggregatum is the source of this 3164-nucleotide messenger RNA. RefSeq lists its product as uncharacterized. The coding region runs from base 108 to 2924 and encodes 938 amino acids. The record is from RefSeq and is a predicted model, not a curated record. The transcript is spliced from 3 exons. Lineage: Eukaryota; Fungi; Chytridiomycota; Chytridiomycetes; Polychytriales.